AUGACUGCACAAGAUAUCAAUCAAAACUUCAGGCUCGAGAAUAUCUUCAAUGUUAAGGACAGAGCGGUCAACGGUGCCAAAGUUUACAUCACAGGUCGCACGGAUGAGAAAUUAGAGCGGGUGGCAGAGCUAUACGGAAAGAAUAUUCCCGGUCAGAUUAUCCCAAUCACGGCCGAUAUUACCUCCAAGGAGUCUAUCCAGAAGCUUGUCAAUGUAAUCUCUUCCAAAGAGUCCAAGCUACACAUUUUGAUCAACAACGCCGGUAUUAGCUCUACUACUUACGAGACGGAGCACAAUGAUCCGAAAGCUCUUCAAGAAGAGUUUUUCCACAACAAGAGCACGAUCGAAGAAUGGGAAGAUGUGAUGCGAACCAAUGUUACGCAGCUGUUUUUCACAACCUCGGCCUUUCUACCAUUACUCAACAAAGGAACAGAGGACGAACGUGGUUGGUCCAGCACUGUGGUUAACAUUACUUCCAUUUCGGGUAUCAUCAAGACAGCUCAACACCACUUUGCCUACAACUCUAGCAAAGCAGCUGCUAUUCAUCUGACUAAGAUGUUGGCACACGAAAUCAUGUCUUCCAACCUGAAGAUCCGUGUGAAUAAUAUUGCACCGGGUGUCUUCCCGUCGGAGAUGACGGCUAAAGACAGUGAUGAGAAACAGAAGAGCUCAAUCCCCAAGGAAAAGUAUGAGUCCAAGGUUCCUGCCGCGCGCCCCGGAAAGGAUGAGGAUAUGGCAGGCGCUGUUCUUUUUACCGUUGCGAACCAAUACCUCAACGGACAGACUAUCGUCGUUGAUGGUGGCUAUGUUUUGGCCGCUGGAACUGUUUGA
Molecule: messenger RNA, 831 nt
Organism: Penicillium longicatenatum
Lineage: Eukaryota; Fungi; Ascomycota; Eurotiomycetes; Eurotiales; Aspergillaceae
Product: SDR family NAD(P)-dependent oxidoreductase
Exons: 2
Coding region: 1-831 (276 amino acids)
Molecular function (GO): oxidoreductase activity
Source: RefSeq, a predicted model, not a curated record